UUAAACACCAGCAGGAUGAAGCAAAACAAAAGGAGCAAUUGCAACUUGCAAGGCAACGAAACGAACCUGAGGGACAAAAUCGUAAUAUCUCGAAAACAGUAUCAAAUUCAAAGACGCAAGCGCUCCAAUAAGACUUCAGAGCAUCCCCACGCAUUUCAAGAUCAUUUCAACAAAUUGCUCGGCGGGAUUCGAUUCGCUGACUUCCCAUAUAUGUCCAUCCCUACCCUUACGAGCACCUUUGUUGGUGGCGAAAUGGCGAUCCGAAGAGCGAUGUCAGGGCGGACGGCAGUCGUUGGAGCGCGAUCCAUGUCGUCGUGGUGGCGUAGCGUGGAGCCUGCUCCCAAGGAUCCUAUUCUUGGUGUUACCGAGGCUUUUUUGGCCGAUCCCAAUCCCGAUAAAGUCAAUGUUGGAGUCGGUGCUUACCGUGAUGAUAAUGGAAAGCCGGUUGUUUUGGAAUGUGUUAGGGAAGCCGAGCGAAGGAUUGCUGGACAUUUGAACAUGGAAUAUCUUCCCAUGGGCGGAAGUGUGAAGAUGGUGGAAGAAACACUGAAGUUGGCCUACGGAGUGAAUUCUGAGUUGAUAAAAGACAAAAGGAUAGCAGCAGUGCAAGCUCUGUCUGGAACUGGUGCAUGCCGACUUUUUGCGGACUUUCAAAAGCGUUUUCGUCCUGAUUCCCAAAUCUAUAUACCAGUCCCAACUUGGGCCAACCACCACAACAUUUGGAGAGAUGCCCAUGUCCCUCAAAAAACCUACCAUUAUUAUCACCCAGAGUCCAGGGGUUUAGAUUUUGCAGCAAUGAUGGAUGACAUUAAGAAUGCUCCAAAUGGUUCAUUCUUUCUACUUCAUGCUUGUGCUCAUAAUCCCACUGGUGUGGAUCCUUCAGAGGAGCAAUGGAGAGAAAUCUCACAUGAGUUCAAGGUGAAAGGUCAUUUUGCCUUCUUUGACAUGGCAUAUCAAGGUUUUGCUAGCGGUGACCCAGAGAGAGAUGCAAAGUCCAUCAGGAUUUUUCUUGAGGAUGGUCACUAUUUUGGAAUUGCACAAUCAUAUGCAAAGAAUAUGGGACUCUAUGGCCAGAGGGUAGGAUGCCUAAGUGUGCUUUGCGAAGAUGAAAAACAAGCGGUAGCUGUGAAAAGUCAACUGCAGCAGCUUGCAAGACCCAUGUACAGCAACCCACCUGUUCAUGGUGCUCUCAUAGUUUCAACAAUUCUUAGUGAUCCAGACUUGAAGAAAGUAUGGCUCAAAGAAGUUAAGGUCAUGGCAGAUCGCAUAAUUGGAAUGAGAACUGCUUUACGAGGGAACCUUGAAAAGCUAGGCUCCCCAUUAUCGUGGCAGCACAUCACUAAUCAGAUAGGGAUGUUCUGCUAUAGUGGGUUGACACCGGAACAGGUGGAUCGCUUGACAAAUGAAUUUCACAUCUAUAUGACUCGCAAUGGUAGAAUCAGUAUGGCUGGUGUUACAACGGGCAAUGUUGAAUAUUUGGCUACUGCGAUUCAUGAAGUCACAAAAUCCGCAUCCACUUGUUAAACAAGAAAAUCUCAUAUUCUUCCUUCAACUGAUAUGUGACAAAAAACGAACUCAACAGAAUUUUGUCCUCUUUGGAAGGACAAUUAAACGAGCAUCAUUCAUGCCCUACUUAGUAUUUACUGUUUCUGCAUCAUUCUCAAUUGAACUAUUAUUAGAAUAGAAAGAGGGAAACAUUGAUCCCACCUGAUUGACAAAAAAUGACUGGCGCUAUCCAAUAUUGUUGGGAAGCCCUUUUAGUUUGUAUAAUUUCUAGCUAGUAAUAAAUCGGUGCAGAAGUAUUUUUGAAAGCGUAGUUACAACAUUGAAUAAUGCAGUUCGGAGAUGUCAUGCUUGCUAAUCUUAUGAGAAACAAAACAAAGUAAUUGAAUUCAUUCAUGGCAGCUAAAGUUGAUGCCAAAGGAGACAAA
This is a messenger RNA of Durio zibethinus, 1931 nucleotides long. The record is from RefSeq and is a predicted model, not a curated record. Lineage: Eukaryota; Viridiplantae; Streptophyta; Magnoliopsida; Malvales; Malvaceae.